UUCUGCGCCCGUGUUCGAUAAUUUGUACAAUCUGUGCAAUGUUUGAUUUGUGUGCGCCCCGCCCGUGCCUAGUUCCGGUGCGCGUCAUCCGGUAUAAAACCGUCGAACACACACAAGCCCGACCGUUUAGUACGUAGUUUAGUGUUUUAGAGCGAGUCUUCAGUGCCAACAGCAGCACAAUUGGCUAUCGGACUAUGCAUUGGCGUUACUGUGAAUUACUAGCCGGUGCAGUAGCAAAUCUUGCAACGGUUUCGAUCGGUUGCGGUAUAGCGUGGCCUUCCUCCACGUACCAGAAGCUAUCCGAUCCCAACCUGGAGGACAAUCCAUUCGCUGAGCUGUUGUCCAAGCGGGUUAGGAUGUGGUCCGAAGCGGCUCUAGCUAUCGGUGGCCUAGCAGGAACGUUGCUGGCUUCCUGGAUCACUCGCCAUAAGGGGCCACGUUUAGCGCUGCUACUCAGCAGCAUCCUGUACAUUGCGGCUUGGCUACUGCUCAUGAUCGUUAGAUCGAUCGCAAUGCUGAUCGUAGCCCGUACCAUUAUCGGCAUGGCUAACGGUUAUGUGCUGCUAGUGGUGACACUCUACAUCGGAGAAAUUGCCAGCGAUCGGUACCGAGGAGCGAUGGGGUGCUUCAUCCAGAUCGGCACAACGCUUGGCAUCCUGCUUGUGUACUGUACCGGACCGUUCGUAAGCUAUUUCGCGCUACAGGCCAUCUGCUGUGCAGUUCCAAUACUGUUCGGGACGCUGUUCCUUUACAUGCCCGAAACACCGCACUAUCUGGUACAGCGGGGACACAACCAGCGGGCAACGGAAACACUGAUGUUCCUGAGAGGAGCCCGCAAUGCCGAUGAAGUCCGCGCAGAACUGGAAGAGAUCCAGGAGUACGUAAAGCGGCGUGACGGGGAGGAUGAUGUCCCGGCACGGACAGUUCACCAUCUGAAACGUCUGCUGACAAACCGUGGCAAUCGUAAGGCCCUGCUGAUCAGCUUAGGAUUGGUGCUGUUUCAGCAGUGGUCCGGCAUCGACGUCAUCGUGGCAAACAGUGAGCUACUGUUUGCCGAAUCGAACGCAUCGCUAGGCCCCAUCACCGGUACAAUUGUGCUGGGUGUGUUACAAUUGCUUUCCAGCUGCCUAACACCGCUCUUCAUCGAACGUACCGGACGUCGUCCAAUCCUGCUGGCAUCAUCGAUCGGGCUAGCGAUCGCGUUAGCAACACUCGGCACCUACUUCAUGCUGAGUCGUCAUGCCGUUCCGGUAGCGUCCAUUCGCUGGUUACCACUGACCGCAUUGGUUGGCUUCGUGACACUAUACAACGGUGGGUUCGGACCGGUUGCUUGGGCGAUCGUGAUGGAGAUCUUCGCCCACGAGCUAAAACCGAUCGGUGUGACGCUGAGCGUGCUCGGGGCGGUACUGUUCGACUAUACCAUUUUGCAGCUCAUCACCGAGCUUACAGCGGCAGCCGGAUUAGAUUGGGCGUUCUGGAUGCUGGCAACCAUCUGUGCCACAGCUGGCGCGUUCUGCUGGCUACUUGUGAUCGAAACGGGCGGCCUGAACCUGUGCGAGAUACAGGAACGGUUGAGUGGUGUCAAGACGGUCCGGUUAUGAAAUCCUGAGCCACCAAUGCAGAUGUGUACUA
Molecule: messenger RNA, 1632 nt
Organism: Anopheles stephensi (Asian malaria mosquito)
Lineage: Eukaryota; Metazoa; Arthropoda; Insecta; Diptera; Culicidae
Product: facilitated trehalose transporter Tret1-like
Exons: 2
Coding region: 195-1601 (468 amino acids)
Biological process (GO): transmembrane transport
Cellular component (GO): membrane
Molecular function (GO): transmembrane transporter activity
Source: RefSeq, a predicted model, not a curated record